Oenanthe melanoleuca is the source of this 9480-nucleotide messenger RNA. RefSeq names its product SMAD family member 9 (gene SMAD9). Gene Ontology annotation, molecular function: DNA-binding transcription factor activity, RNA polymerase II-specific; I-SMAD binding; RNA polymerase II cis-regulatory region sequence-specific DNA binding. The record is from RefSeq and is a predicted model, not a curated record. Gene Ontology annotation, cellular component: heteromeric SMAD protein complex. NCBI's taxonomy places the organism in Eukaryota, Metazoa, Chordata, Aves, Passeriformes, Muscicapidae. Bases 390 to 1820 code for a protein of 476 amino acids. Gene Ontology annotation, biological process: transforming growth factor beta receptor signaling pathway; SMAD protein signal transduction; regulation of transcription by RNA polymerase II. The transcript has 7 exons.
GCUGGCCGCGGUCCAGCCCGGCGCACUAAUACAGCCUGGCGGCUCCCGCCUGACUGACGCCGGCCGGGGCUGCUGCUGCCGCUGCCGCUGCCGCUGCGCCCUGGCCCCGCCGCCGCGCAGCUGCAGCCGCGCUCCCGCCCGGCGCGCCGAGACCCCGGCCCGCGCCCGUGGCAGGCUUCAUCAGCAGUUUCUUGAUGUUUGGAAAGUUCUGAGACCCACCCUGUUGGACUACUUGUAACCAGUGCCUAAGACUACAGAAACGUACGUGUGGAAGAACCUUUCCUUGAAGGAAGUGUCCAUCACAGCACUGUGGAAACUCCUUGCAGGCCUAGCAAGGCAGGAGAGCAGUUUGUGCUUCUGCUGAGGCUCGUGUGUGAUCUCUGCUUCUUAUGCACUCCAGCACCCCUAUCAGCUCCUUGUUCUCCUUCACCAGCCCCGCAGUGAAAAGGCUGCUGGGCUGGAAACAAGGAGAUGAAGAAGAAAAGUGGGCAGAAAAAGCUGUGGAUUCCUUGGUGAAGAAGCUAAAGAAGAAAAAAGGAGCCAUGGAAGAACUGGAGAGGGCUCUGAGCUGCCCGGGCCAGCCCAGUAAAUGCGUCACCAUCCCUCGUUCCUUGGACGGGCGGCUGCAGGUGUCUCACCGCAAGGGGCUUCCCCACGUCAUCUACUGCAGAGUGUGGCGCUGGCCUGAUUUACAGUCUCACCAUGAGCUGAAACCGCUGGAAUGCUGCGAGUUCCCUUUUGGCUCGAAACAGAAAGAGGUGUGCAUCAACCCCUACCAUUACCGGCGGGUGGAAACCCCAGUCCUACCUCCUGUACUCGUUCCAAGACACAGUGAGUUUAACCCUCACCUCAGCCUGCUUGCCAAGUUUCGAAACACUUCUCUGCACAGCGAGCCACUGAUGCCGCACAAUGCCACUUACCCGGAUUCUUUCCAGCACCCUCCUUGCACUCCUUUUCCACCAUCCCCCAGCCACCUGUUCUCCCAGUCACCCAACAGCAUCAGCUACCCCAACUCACCAGAAAGCUCCUCUGGACCAGGAAGUCCCUAUCAGCUCACGGUGGAAACUCCCCCUCCACCCUACCAUGCAAGAGAACCUCCAGGAAUCCACAAUGGACGGUCAAUGGAUGCACUAGCUGAAAGUCAACUAGUGCUGUCUUUGCCCAAUGGAGGUAAAUCUGCCGAUGGAGAAGCUGAAAACUUUCGGCCUGUUUGUUAUGAGGAACCCCAACACUGGUGCUCAGUUGCCUAUUAUGAACUCAACAACCGGGUAGGGGAGACUUUCCAGGCCUCCUCUCGAAGUAUCCUUAUAGAUGGAUUUACAGAUCCUUCAAAUAACAAAAACAGGUUCUGCCUGGGUCUGCUCUCGAAUGUAAACCGCAAUUCUACUAUAGAAAACACCAGGAGACACAUAGGAAAAGGUGUCCAUCUUUACUACGUGGGUGGGGAGGUUUAUGCCGAAUGUGUCAGUGACAGCAGCAUUUUUGUGCAAAGCCGCAACUGCAACUACCAGCAUGGUUUCCACCCUGCCACGGUCUGCAAGAUCCCCAGUGGCUGCAGCCUCAAGAUCUUCAACAACCAGCUCUUUGCCCAGCUGCUUGCCCAGUCAGUCAACCACGGCUUCGAGGUGGUGUAUGAGCUCACCAAGAUGUGUACUAUUCGAAUGAGCUUUGUGAAAGGCUGGGGAGCAGAGUAUCAUCGCCAAGAUGUUACAAGCACACCCUGCUGGAUUGAGAUCCACCUGCAUGGACCAUUGCAAUGGCUGGAUAAGGUGCUGACACAGAUGGGCUCGCCUCACAAUCCCAUCUCCUCAGUCUCUUAAGAAUCAUCUCUAGAAUUCCCUUAGGAUGGAUGCUAUUGCAGGCAGUGGCUUAUAGAAUUCCCAUGAACAGAAGCUUCUAUAUGUAGAUGUAUGUAGAUGUAAAUAUAUCUAUACAUAGUCUACUACUUUUUUUUUUUAAUUUUCAUUUUGUGGUUUCUAGUUACUCUGAUGCCAGUACAAUAAGUUUAGAAAUUCAGGUAUAGCAUAUCUGUUCUCUAGUACAAAAUAAGCCAAAUUCCUGCAAAAGUGUCAAACAUUUCCUGUGAGCAUCUUCAUUCCCCAGCCAAGCCAGUAAAUGGUGUAAAUUCCCAGCCCUUUCACAUGGGUUCAGAAACCUGGCUGUAGCUGUUCCUAGUAGGUGAAAUUCACCCCUCUGCAGGCAACCAAAGUCAGAUCUCUGUGCCAUUUAUAUUCAUCUUACAUCCUGAUAUCAAGUCCAGAAGAGGACCUUAGGUGAUGCACAGGACUCAUGCACAGAGGUGACUUUUACCUAGUGAAACUGAAGGACUAAACUGCAAUUCCAGUCUGUCUCCCUACUGCAGAACAUGAUGGGACAACACAUCCUCUGAAGAGCUGAGGCACACCAUCUCUCCUGGGAUUUGGCAGGAGGAGGGAGCCCUUGGGACAUGUUCAGCACAGGAAGCUUAUCUCAGAGCAUUCUGGACAAUCCAAGUAGUCUGGUACUGUUAACACAGUUGGGUACUAUACAGCUGCACUGAAAAGCAACAAGCUCCUAAGAAAAUAAUAAUAAUUGAAAAUAUAUGCCCAUAAGCUAAAAAAAAACUAAUUAACUUCCAGUGCUUUUUUGCAAAGUACAUACAUACUUGCAUAAAUGUCCAGCAUGUAAACUGAAUCCUAUCCAUUCUACAGUAUUGAUGUAAUUUGUUUUAAAGUUAGGACUGUCUGUAUUCAGACUGCUGUGCUGAUAUCAAAGGUACACCUAAAAGAGACUUGAACUGUGAUUCAGAAAAGGGAAAUUAAGUGUGCAUUGAAGAAGCAAAUAAUUACUUUAUCAUUCAUCUUGGGAACAGGAAGCCCCACACUCAAAGGACACAAUGAGAAAGAGGUGGGAGUCAGCCAUGUCCGUCCCCUGUGCUGGGCCAGUCCUGGGGAUCUGACUGCAUUGCUCGUGUCUGAAUUCAGAGGGCUUCCCUGCCAGUCCCUGCAUACCUUCCCAUGGAUGGUCUCUCAUCUUAGAUACAGCUUCUUCAUUUCCUGAGCUUUUGCCUUGCCUGCAGAGGAUAGUGAGGCAGAGUAAGCCACGAAAAGGUGAAGAGGAAUCUAUGUGCAGAACCUUGACUGUGUUCCUUCUGCAAGCAGGGAAGCUUAUCACCCAUACCCUAAUCCCAUCCUUACGAAAUGCUGUUCACUUGGAAACCUUUACUGAUAAGACGGGUGAAACUCCUGCUACAUUUUGAUGGUCUUCACUUUUGCUGAAAAAGUUGAGUAUUAUUUCUUUCCAGGCAUAAUAGUCUACUGAAAAUUGUUUUUAUUUAAGAGUCAGAAAGAGUGAUAACAUCUCCAGUAUCAUUCCUCCAUAGAACACAGUGGAUGUAUUAGUGGAAAAAUAAUGUUUUCCAGAAUAUUUAUUUUCUUCUCACACAACAUCUGGUGCCUCACAUUCUGCUGCAUAAUUAAAAGAGGACACCUGAAAUCUUCAGCAGUAUCACACAUGCAAAAGGAAAUAACAUUCACUGGAAAGAGAGUGAGUAAACUAACAGUGUUACUUCAUUUGAAUGCAUUUGUGCAGCAUUAGCACAGCACAGAAGGAUAAACUGUUCUUAAGUUUGAGCAGUAAUAGCAAGUUGUACAGGAAAUUUAUAAGUGUGAAGAACACUAUUCUGUCACCAUUUGAUGUCAGCAGUGUCACUGUGAGAUAGGAAAAACUUUACAGUCUCUUGCAGCAAUGAAAUCUAAUAAUAAUAAUAAUAAUAAUAAUAAUAAUAAUAAUAAUAAUAAUAAUAAUUAGAUAUUCCAGCCAUUUACUGCCAUUUACUAUUUAGCAGACUUUAGAGACAUCAGUUUGGAAAAAUGCAUUUUCCUUAGCUCCCUCUGUUAUAAGUGAUCAGAUACUGGUAAUGUUUUUUAGCAUGUUUAUUGCCCCUCUUCUCCAGUUGCACCUUUGCUCCAGAAUGAGCACCUUUUGAUUUUGCUCAUUCCUUUUUUUUUCUUUUUAGCAGCAAAGCACAGAGGAAAUCACCUUUAUUGUCCACGAUCUAGCUCUGUCCCUUAUCCUAGAUUCUUCCUUGCCUUUUAGGCUGAAAUAUCCUUCCCUUUUACUAUAGAGAGAAGCCUAGGAGUUCCUUUUAGACAUUCCCAGCAUUGUUACCUUCCUCACAGCGAGCAAAAGGAAAUGUUCUAAGGUGCACCUGCUUUGGGCAGUUCCAGAACCUGGUUUUCCCUUGAUGCUGCAGAGAAAAACUGGAUGGCCAGUGAAGAGAAGCAGCUUCUUCUGGGGCAUUAUUUGUUUCCUCACAAGGUAUUUCAAGUAGGUGAAAUACACUCCACUCUGAGCAUGCUUGUGUCUUCCCACUGAGUAUAACGGGAACCCAGGCUCACAAAUGCAGACUGCUGCACUGGAUGUAUCCAAAAACAGAUGAGGGAAACCCUAAGGAAGAUGUGGUGACUUUCCCAGCCUAGUAAUGAUGCUUGCUCAGUAAGUGUUUGUUUGGUUUAAAUGGAAGUUGGUAAAAUCAGAGCAGUUUUUCCUUUCCUUUAUGUCUACUUUUAUGUAAUCAUUUUACAAAUAGGAUUUGGCUUCCAUGCAGUCCAUACAUGCACCACAUUUAAUGUAGUCACCUUAAUACUCCCUUACUAGUAAGAAAAGAGGCAUUUCUGGAGCAUGAUUCUCCUGACCCAUUUAAAAUGCCUGUAUUAGGAUGAGAUGAAUUUCAGCAAAUUUAACUAUUUGCCGAAAACUGGAUCAAAGCACGCGAUUCUGGGCAAUUCUGGCAACAGCCAUUUCAGUAUUUAGCCUUGGGGAAGGCUGAUACCACUGUGUUAGUUGUUUCCUAUUUUGGUGGUUUCUGGGGGCUUAGCUCACUGUGCUGUGCAAACAUGCAGAAGCUAACAGCUCCUCCCCAAAGCCCACAGUACUUGAGAGAAGAGGUAACAGUGGAUGAGAAAAAAAAUGUAAAUAAGAUGACUCCUGCCCAGAUGCAGAGAUAAAAAGCAAGGCUAAUAAACCACUAAUAAACCACUUUCUCUUUGAACAAAGUUUCUUUUACAGGCUUCUCUAGUGUGUGUGAAUUUAAAUUGGUUAAAAAAUCAGAUUUCUUAGAAUUUACAGCAAUAUAACUUUGGAUCUCUAAUGUCUUCCCCAAAGGAGAUAACUUCUGCUGAAAGGUCUUCAUGAACCUUUAAGCCUGUAGUCAAUUUAAAGUCAUUAUAAAUGUACUACUCAUUAAUACUCAAGCUUUCUCAAGGAGAUAGUCUUCCUGAGAGAUUUAAAACCACUUACAGCAAGACUCCUUAGUUGAAGGCAGAUUUUUAAAAUGUUUUUUUUCAGUCAUCAAUGGUUCAUAGCCUCUUAAAAGUUUCUGUUGAGGAGUACCAUGCAUCAGCAGGCAGUGGUGGGAGUCUAAUGAGGCAGAGGAGUAAAGCACAUUCAGCAUGAUAUGUAGACCACUUGUUUUCCUAUUAAAUAGGAAAGCCCAGGGAAGAUGACUUUAGUUGCUGCCAGUGCUUCAGCAGCACCAGUACUAACGUGCUGUUUGCACCCAGAGGUGACAGGAGCAAGUCUCACACUGACUGCCUGGAGCCAUUCCAUGGCACUGCUGCUUGGGUGGCUCAGUCCCAUCCCCUUGCCUUGGAAAGCUGCCCAGGCACAGCACAGCAGUGGCUGUAGCACUGCAAGGUGCAGCACGUGCUUUCCCUCCCCAUCAGCGGCUAUACCACCAACGUCUUUACUCCUCAUCAGAAUGCUCAGUUGGAAGGAUAAUGUAUCAGAAACAUAAAGGGGAACUGUGGCCCAAAGUAGCACCAGCUGGAGUUGAGGAAAUCCCUUCCAUGUCUCCAGCAGGUGUACUGUGCCAAGACUUUCACUGCCCUGAGCAGCUUUCUGCAAGCAGUCCCUGUCUGGAGCAGGGUGUCAGACUUGAUGCCAUGGUGAGAUCCUUUCCAGUAUACUCUGGGUCUCUGUGGAGGUUCACUGAUAACUGGUUGCCACAGGAAGGAGCUCUCUGUUAGCAGAAGUUUCAGGAUGAAACAUGUUUCUCCUUAGCUAUUUUAUAUAAGUGUUCCCUCAGCAUAAAAUCAGCACUCCAAACAUCUCUCACUGUGAACAUCAUCUUCACCACACCCCUUUUAAAAUGCAGAAAACAAGGCAUUUGUGACUGUAACCUUAUCUAAUCUGCCCUUGUUCUUCCUGGUUUACAACACCCACCUUUGUCUAUCAGCUCUCAAUCUCAACAGUGACUAAGGAGUUGCACGAACAGCUGGAUUUACAGAGGCAGCUCAGGCAGACAGUUUGCUUCUUGACUGCAUGGAAACAAUUAAUAAAACAGUCUGAUCAAUUUAGGAACUUUAAAGGGGUAUCAAGUAUAAGACAAUUUUCUUGGAUUAAACUGCUCUGGUGCAACUAUAACUUUUAGGAAUCUUCUGUACUAGUCACCUCUUCUCCUAGCUUCCCCAUAACCUAACUUAGUACAACCAAAAUCAAAUACAAGAAAAAAAGGUCAAUGAGUCAUAAGGUAAUUAGAUACCAUUUCUCAAAGUUGAGAAGUGUUGCCCAAAAUGUAGAUUUAUAUCAUGAGAAGGCCAUGUAGUUAUAGGACAAGUGGGUAAUGGCUUUAACUGAAAGAGGGUAGUUUUAGUUAAGAUAUUAAGCAGAAAUUCUUUAUUGUGAGCGUGAGGAGACACUGGCACAGGAAAAGUUGUCCCAAAAAGAGUUGUGAAUGCCCCAUCCUCAGAAGUGUUCAAGGCCAGGUUGGAUGGGGCUUUGAGUAGCCAGGUCCACAGGAGGGUAUCCCUGCCCAUGGCAGGAGGGUGAGAUUUGAUGAUCUUUAGAGGUCAAUUCCAACCCAAACUAUUUGAUGAUGAUGAUGAUGUCCCAGAUGCCCGCCAAGCCAGAAGCAAGACUUCCUUGCUCUGGAGAAACCUGGAGAACAGGCUGUUUCUUGAACAUCUGAACCCAAGGCCUUUGGAGUGAGUGGAACACCCCACUGAAGGGGCUGAGAAAGUUUUCACAAAGGAUUUACAGUUCAUGGGUGUUCCCCCAGUAGCCAGAAAUGCACUGAGAUGAUGAAGAGACUGAGGAUGAGGAGGGAGUAUACAGCCAGGUAAGCCCAGUGGUCAUCACUGGAGGCAUCAAGGCAGUACAUGCUCGGGCAGCCACUCUGUUCACUAGAGCUUUUUAUAUUCAGAUCUGAACUAAUCGUCAAGGCCUGUCUUAGGAGCAGCUUGGAGUACCACAAUCCUUGCUCAGGUUUUUCCCUGGGAAGGUGUGCCAGCUUCCUGAUUAAGCCAUUCGAUACAGUGGGGCAAAUGGUGUCCCACGUGCUCCAGAGAGUAAGCUCUGGUUGCAUUUGGGAACCAUGCUUGGAAGAUUACCCUCUGUCUCACCACAAGAUUAAUGAGGAGCUCAGCUUUGGGGCACUGUUCAAGGACACAAUAAACACAUCUAGUAUGUGCUCCUCAAAGAAAGAUGCAGUCAGAACAGAAACUGCACAACUGAAAGAUGUGGACUAUAUAUGGAGAGAGCAUCGAACCUGGGAAUUGUGACAAACCAGCUAAUUUCAAGAUAAGGUGGAAAUUGCCAUUCUCAAAGGAAAACAGUCAGCAGGAACCUUCAUGAGGACUCCUGACUAUGAAAUCACAUUUUUAACAGUACAUAAGGAUGGACAAGUGUGCUUCCCUAAGAGCAAUUGAGAGAUUAAGCUACUAUGAAAAAAGAGCUUGACAGAGUUGGUCUCAUCUUACAGCAGGGAGAGAGAUUCUGUAAGACUUUAGAUCCAUGAACAAAAAACUUCUCAGCCUGGAAGGUACAUUGCAGCCACUGAAACAGGGUUUGUUCCUCAUGGCAACUCCAAGAGUACCUUUGUUCAAGAUACAGGAAGCCUGAGUGGCCAUUUAGUCUUUCUUCAGUUGAGAGAAAUCGCUUUGUGUCUCUAGUACAGACAGACACUUCUGCAUGUUGAGGACCAGCACAGAACACAGCCUUUGGUUUGCACCCAUCAUCUACCACAGGAAGCUCCAGAAGAGCCAGGAACAGCCAGAAUCCUGCCAUGUGUUCACCCCAGGGCUUCCCAGACACCUUGCCCAGGCGUGCCUUACAUUACAAUGCCAUACUGAUGCCACACUUCUCUGCCAGGGAGGUGAGACACAUGAGAAUCCUAGCAGGAGAACACCUCCACUUGCAGCUGGGCCAUGCUUGCAAACUUGGUGCCUGUGCAGAUGAAAUCUAAUUUGCAGGCCAUGUCUCACGCAAGGUAGACAUAUCCACUGUUCUCCAGAGUCAGCUACUCUUCCUUUACAGUCAAUGUGAACAUUUGCAGAUAAUUGUGAACACAUUCUAGAUCUUCAGUCAUAGUGUUUUUAAUACCCAUGGAUGCUGCUACUUUAUAUUCUAUGUUAGUAUUCAAAUAAUAUUGCAUAUGAAUAGCAUAGGGUAAAAUAGACCAACCAGUUAAUAAUUUUAAAUACAGACCUCAUCAGCAAAGAAAAUCUAGAAAAACCUUGGUAAAAUCUGACCCCUUGCACUUUCACAGUAGUGAGCGAGCACAUCAUAUUUCAAAGUGGUUUAUUUGAUGCUGAUGUGUGUGUUGUCUUAUUCACAGUUAUGUCCAUGAGAAGCUUUGCAAAUGAGAGCAAGGGAACAAACAAUGAUGAGCAGAGAUAAUGUGCAUUUAGACAUUUUUUCUUGACUUACUCAAGCAAUUGGAGUUUUUAAUUAUUUAUAAUACUUUAAAAGUACAAAUUAAAUGUACCACAGCCUGCUUUCUGCAGAUAAGUCAGUGUUAGCAAUUUAAACCUUCAUUUCAUAUCACCUCUGUGAUAUAAAUGGGGCUGAGAAGUGAGAAAAGAAAGAGAAGAAACAGGCCUUAUUGUGUGGAUCAAUGAAGCCAUGAAGUUGCAAAGCUCUACAAAAGGAGCUAAAAUGAUGGAUUUGAGCAAGGUGUGUUAACUAUGGGGUUGUGUUGACUGUGACCUAUCAGUCUGGUGAGAAAAGCACUGAGUCAUCCGUAGAUUAACAAGAGUCACUGAUGUCUAUGAAUAAUUCUGCCCUCUGUUUCCCAUCAGAAGCAAAGCAAAACAUCUGCACUAUCCACAAGUAUUACUUAUGGUUUGAGACAUUCUGUAAACCAGCGUAGGUCGCUGUAUAAAGAACAAUACUUGGGUCUUGCCUCUGGAGAAUGAAAAAUUGCAGACAUAGCUUCAGGAGGGCAAAAGAUCCAGGCAGCUCAGAGUCCUCCAAUCAGCCCCAGAAUACUCUGUUCCAUGCUGUGUUGUACCAAGGAUGGAACGACUGCUAACCAAGGGGACACUUUCACAAGCAUUCCUCCUGCUGCAUUUGAUUUGAGGCAUUCUGAAGACAACACAUUUAAUCUGAACAAUACACUUUUUAAUGCACUCCACUUUCUUUGGCCGGAAUUAUUCUAUUGUAAAAGGGAUUAUUCACGUCUUGUGUUUUACUGUUAAUAAAGACAUUUCUGUUUUAAGA